Molecule: messenger RNA, 7774 nt
Organism: Asterias rubens (European starfish)
Lineage: Eukaryota; Metazoa; Echinodermata; Asteroidea; Forcipulatida; Asteriidae
Product: AT-rich interactive domain-containing protein 4B-like
Exons: 19
Coding region: 172-4665 (1497 amino acids)
Biological process (GO): regulation of transcription by RNA polymerase II
Cellular component (GO): nucleus
Molecular function (GO): transcription cis-regulatory region binding
Source: RefSeq, a predicted model, not a curated record
CUGAUGCUAAACUUAUGUCUCCUUCAAACAGACGGACUACAGAAUGAAGAAAUUGACAAAAUGAGUAAAUCUUUUGCGACGUAAUUCCACACAAAUUGACUGAUACAACUUAUAGGUUGUAGAGAUAAAUUAAGUCUUCACAUGCUGAAGUGGAACUGAAUGAAAUAAACAAUGGCCAGUGGGGAAGAGCCAGCAUACCUCACAGUAGGAACCGAUGUUAGUGCAAAGUAUCGAGGUGCUUUCUGUGAAGCUAAAGUGAAAAUUGUGAAGAAGUUUGUUAAAUGCAAGGUGCACUUCAGUGAUGGGACAAAUGGAGUGAUUCCAGAUGAGCUAGUCAAAGGAAACCUGAAAGUUGGACAGCCGGUUGAAGCCAAACAUUUAGAGACAGAGAAUUGGACAAAAGGGACUAUUAUGAAAUUAACUGAUGCCAGUACAUACACUGUUGUUUUUGAUGAUGGAGAUGAAAAAACGUUAAGAAGAACUUCCCUGUGUCUUCAAGGUGAAAGACACUUCAACGAGAGUGAGACCUUGGACCAUUUACCACUGACUGAUCCUGAGAACUUUGGUACUCCGGUCAUGCGUGAGAAUAAGAACAAGAGAAAACGCAGGCUGAGCACACGAUCACGUGGUGAUGGGGAUGAUGAUGAAGAUGAUGAUGAUGAUGAUAGCGAUGAUGACUCGUCAACCGGCAGGAAAUCAAAGAAAGAUGACCGAGAUGAUAGCAUCGGAAAGGUCAUCGUCGUGGAAACCAACGACAAACGCAAGAACCAAUGGUUCCCUGCUUUGGUUGUAGAUCCUACGACAGCUAAAGAUAUUCAGCCCAAGUCCAAGGAUCAUGUUGUGGCGAGGUCAUUUAAGGACAAUCGAUACUAUAGCAUUGACAAGCAGAGUCGUCGAGCGUUUGCAUCUAAAGAUCAUAACUACAAAGGAGAUCUCUCCACCUUAAAAAUAGCGGUUGAAAAAGCUGUUAAUUUUGUUGAGACGGGACAACUCCCUAGCAACUGGGAUCCUGAUAUGCUCAAAAAGAAUCGCGGGAAUAGUGGAAACAAGAAGAAUAAGAAUGAUGCGGAGAAAGCAGACGCUGAAGAAGAGGAAGAAGAAAGUGAAGAUGAUACUGAUGAUGAAUAUGAUGAAGAGAAAGAUGCUUGGCUCGCUUCACUUCAUAAAUUCAUGGAAGAAAGAGGUACUCCAAUCAACAAGCCACCAGUGCUUGGUUUCCGAGACUUGAAUCUCUACAAACUCUACAAGUUGGUUCAAGAUAUUGGAGGAUGUCGUAAAGUAACCGAUAAACAGAAAUGGCGCCACGUCUCCACCAAGAUGGGUAUUCCUUCUGUUACCACAGCGCAGCCUUAUAACAUCAAAGCUGCAUAUAACAAGUAUCUGUAUGCAUUUGAAGAGUAUAAUCGCAAGCUUGGCCCUGGCAUCACACGUUCCUUACCCAGGACACGUCGGAGGUCGUCAUACAGUGAGCGUUGGCCAAUGACCAUUUCCCCUAAAGUAGAGAAGUCUCCAUCUCCCAAGGAGCUUCGUAAGAUGGAAGAGUCUGAAAGUGAGGAAGAAGUCUCGCCACGGAAUAAGAAGAAGGGCAAUAAGAAAACAGAAACCAAAGCUGAGAAGGAAACUCCAGAUAAGAAAGACUCCAAGGCGAAAGAGAAGGAACGAAGAGAAGAAGAGAAGAAACAACGAGAGAAAAGAGAAAAAGAACGCCUAGAGAAAGAGAAAAAGGACAAGGCUGAAGAGGAGAAGAAGGAGAAAGCCAAGCAGGAAAAGGAGCGCUUGGAGAGAGAAAAGAAGGAAAAAGCUGAGAAAGAAAAAGAAGCGUUAAGAGACAAGAAGGAACGGGAGAGGAAAGAGAGAGAAGAAAAGGAAAAGGAGUUGGAAAAUCUGAGACAGAAACGUCAGAAGGAGAAAGAGAAAGAGGCAAGAAGAAGGAGAGAUCCUCGUACCUUGGAAGGUCCUGGGAGUAAAGCUGAUAAAGAAGAAGAAGAAGAUUCAGGAACUGAGCAACCAGAACUUAAACAAGAGCAUGACCCGUCCAUCCAAGCUGACUUUGACAUUGGUGAGAAGAUCAAAGUUCAAUACGGUCGAGGCAGAACACAGAAGAUUUACGAAGCCAAGAUUGUUGAUUAUGAAGUAGAGGAUGGUCAAGUGGUGUAUACCAUUCAUUACAUGGGAUGGAAUGUUCGCUUUGAUGAGGUCAUCACGGCUGACCGCAUCCUGGGAUGGGCCGAGAAGAAACGAGAGAGACAACAGAAAGACCGGGAAAAGGAAAGGAAGGAGAAAGAGAUGGAAGCAGAAAGGGAACGUAAGGAGAAGGAAAAGGAAGAAAAAGAACGGGAGAAGAGAGAAAAAGCUAAACUGGAAUUGGAGAAGGCUAAAGAGAAGGAGCAGAAGGAAAAAGAGAGGAAAGAAAAGGAAAAGAAGGAAAAAGAGAAACGCGACCGAGAGCUCAAGGAGGAAAGAGAAAGGAAAGAGAAAGAAGAGCGGGAGAAGGCUGAACAAGAAUCCAAACGGAAAAAGGCGGAAAAGGAAGCGGAAAAGGAACGGGAGCUGAAGAAACUCGCCGAAGAGAAAUCGGAGAAAGAGAAGACACCUGGGAAGAUCUCAGGAAAGCGAGGACGACCUUCCAUAACUAAGACACCUACACCAUCUCCAGUGGCCGGGGUAUCUACUGUUGGUGUUACUCCAUCUACACCAGGGAGGUCUACGUCUCCACAGGAACAGAGUAGCUCCAGUAAAUCACCGACUCCAAGUCGAUCUUAUGCGACACGUGUCAUGAGAUCGGACAGGAAGAGUUUAUCCGAUUCACCAUUUGCUUCUGGUCUUCCAGCCAAACCAAGACCAAGGAGGAGUUCCGGACACUCUGAGAGUGUUACAAGAGGGUCUGACAGUGAAAGUGAAGAUGUUGAAGACAAUAGUUCCCAAGACAGCAUUUCCAAUCUUCCAGAAACAAAAGACGACAAAGAAAGUCCCGCAGUCGAGGAAAAGACUGUGGAGGACACCAGGAGUGCAGAGGCUCAACCUGAACUCAUCUUAGAGAAGCUGACAGAAGAGAAUCUGGCUUUAAAAGUCGUCAAGGAAGCUGAGGCUGUAAUCGAAAAAGAAGAUGUUGUAGAACCUCCAAAAGAUGUUGAAGAUUUGAAAGAUAUUCCUGCGGAGAAGGAGGAAGAAGUAAAAGAAGAGGAAACCAAAAAGAAAGAUAAGGUCGUGGAGGUGGAGGAAAUCAAGCCACCAUCGGAGAAGAAACAAGAUGGUUUGAUUCCGCAGGAGGAACCGAUAGCACAACCUGUAGAAACCCCAAAGAAGAAGGACAAGAAGGAAAAGAAGAAGGAGACGAAGAGUAAAUCCAAGAAAGAGAGCAAAGCCAAGAAAGAUCAGUCUCGACAGAGCUCUGGAGACGCCAAGAAAGAAACAAAAGGGAAGAAAGAGACUAAUAAGAAGUCAUCACAAGCAAAAGCGGAAGCAGCAAAGGAGAAAGUCAAGGAACAAGAGAAGGAAAAGAAGGAGAAGGAAGUUAAGGAAGAAACGGUGAAUCUGAAACCAGAACCAGAGGAGGACACUAAGAAGAGAAAGGGAAGAAAACGUGCGAGUCGUAAGAGUUUAGACGGCAAGGCAAAGAAUAAAGAAGAGAGUGCUAAGGACGAUACAACCAGUGAACCUGAGGAGAAGAAAAGGAAAGAGGCUGAUCCUAAGCAUGAUAAGAAAGCUGCAAUGGACUCAGAAACUAAACAGGAUAAAAGUGCUAAAGAUGGGAAAAUGGAGACUGAGUCUUUUGAAAGCUCUAGACCAUUACCAGCAGAACCAAGUAGCAGUUCAGUUCUUGGGAAACCAUUUGCCUUUAACAAGAACCGACCAUUGUUAUCAACCCCACCAACAUCACCAGAGAACUCUCCAGCGCAGCCUUCCUCUCCAGCGAGUAACGACGCAGCCAAAGGCUCCCACCAUGAAGCCGAUGAUGAACAUGUCAGUGGGAAAUCAGACAGCGAUGCUAUGAUUGAGGUAGCAAGUAUCGGUGAAUCAAGUCACGCUCAGAGGCGGCAAUCACCUCAUCACGAUACAAGCUCCUCAAACAGCAGUGCAGAUAUUCACAUGCCCACCCCAACCACAAGCACUGAUAUCAGAACUGUUAAACAUGAUGUCGCUGCUGAAACCCCAUCUCCAAAGAAACGGAGGAGAAACACAUCUGAGUCUGAAUCAUCUCACAAACGAUCUCGUAAGAGAAACCGACGUCAGACGUCGGUUGCGUCGGCCGUAGCUGAGAGGAGGCGGUCAGCAGCGAGGGAAGCACCCCGUCAUAGUAGCAGCGAUACCGAUGAAACUCAGUCUGAUCUUAAACACCAUCAUUCUAGCCAUAAAUCAGAGAAACGAGAAAGUGAAAAGAAGACGUCAGAAGUCAGUCAUAGUAGCCAUCACAGGGUAGAAGGACCUCCAAUCCCACGCAAGUGGAACUUCCUAAUAGAUGUAAGUCACAUCACUGAUCCUGAAGAGAGAAUAUCUCUAAUCCAGAGGCAGUUGAAUGACCUUCGUAAGAUCUACAUGCAACUCAAGACGGAAGUAGCAACCAUCGAUAGACGACGAAAAAAGUUCCGCAGGAAAGAACGAGAAGCUGCACAAGCCUUAGCCAGUCAAAAACAACCUGAAAAGAAGUCGGUUGAUAGCACCUAGAUGGAGACGUCUGUAUUUGAAUAAAUGCUAGAGAUGUGCAACUAAUGAACUCCAGUGCUCAACAAACCACUUAAGAUUAUUUCCUUGUCAUUGCAAAGACAACGUUUUAACCACUUUAGGGUCAGUAUUCUGAAAUUAUUUAAAAGUUUUUUGGAGCUUCUUGAGUAAUCGUUUUCCUUUGAAAAUAUCGUUGCCACAAUGAAUUCCUGUUGUAAUAAACCGUCCGCUCUAAGCCAGUCUAGAUGAAUUUGGCGGAUAUGCACAUCAUCUGACGUUUAGUGAUUCAUAUUCCAUUAUACAUGUAUUUAUUGAUCCACUAUAAAGAUGGAAUAGGAUAUCUUUGGAUUCACUUUUCAUAGGAGUGAGAUGGAGCACUGUGUACACAGUGCUUAGCACACAUCGAUGUUGUGUAAACAAAUAACAAUAUUGUCUACCAAAUGGUGUCUCACACAUUUGAGUAACAGCAUCUUUAUUUUUGACCAUCGAUUUUGAAACAUUGUGGCAGAAUGGGUUGAGCGAAACUGCAAUAAUUAGUUUGUAACAAUGGAAUCUUAGGAGUGCUAUUUGUACAUAAAUGUCAGAUGAUCAGAAUUACUGUUGGUCCGAUGAACUUGGGAAAGGGCUAGAGUAGUUACACUUUGCUCACUCAUAACUCCACGUAUUGAUUAAGAAUUUAUAUAGGCUAAUAUUAUAUGGCACAUUAUAAUUGGGCCUACUCCUCACACGCCCCAAGUAUGACAGCCCGCAAAAGAGGAUGCAAGGCAAAGAGCAACUGGUCCCCUCUCAUUCUUUGAUCUUUGACAUGUUUAACUGUAUGCAGUUUCUGGUAACCAUGUAAUAACAAUUAAUUUGAAUGGCCUAAAAAGCACCUUGCUCAACAGUUUUUAAAAAGUGUGUGCUUAGAUUGGUGGUUUUUUGGAACCAGUCAGCGUUUUCUUUUUUAAAGCAAAUCCCCAUGGUUAUUGAUAAGAGGUAUCGAUACGGCGCGCUGCCCAUUAUAGCAAGGCUUAUUAUUCAGUCGUGACACCCCUCAAGAAUGACCUGAGCUCACACAAACAUGGCCAACUACUUGGUUAAUGUCACCAGCAGCUUUAUAUUUUAUGGAAAUUUUAUUGUAAUUUACAAAAGCAGUUCCACUUUACUGGGCAUUUUUCCAUAUUUUGUUUUGCAUGAUGGUAAAGUCACAUCAACAAACCCAAUGUGACUUUGAAAGUACAUGUAGUCUGUCCACCUCUCAACCCUCAUUUUGCUGCAUUUUAAUACAGUAGCUCAUGUCUUAUUCCCAGACUUCCAUUAAUCUAGCACCAUAUCAGUAGUAAACAGUGUUGUGUUGUGUUUACACUGAUUUAGUAUAAUAUUUAGUCCAGUUUAAUGUUUAGUUCUAUGUAUAGUUAGUGAAUGAAUUGUGGCAAACGGACGUGAUUUGGAAGCUUUUGGUCAGAGUCGUUUAGAUAAAGUCAAUGUUUUCUGAUAGAUAACUUAGCAAUAACUUUUAUUGAUGCUUUGUUUUUUAGAGAUUGAAUUGUGCACGUUUGGUGCAUUAAUUGUUGUUAUUUAAAGUCAUUCCAGUGUCCGAGACAAUUCUCCCGUUUCUUCUACUCUACAAAUCGUAUGAUUUCCUGAAAUCUUGUCUUUUUUUUUUUUAAGAAACUUUUUUCGGCAAAACCAGGUCGAAGUAAAAACUUAAAGUCUGAAGAAGAGAUAGUGCAGAGUUUUUAUCAAAGUAUUUACAGGUAGUAAAAAUAAACAUAUGAAAUACUUCACCAAAUUGUACAUAUCAUUUUUAUUUAAGAAUAUGACAAGGUAGUUUGACGGGAAUUAUUACAUGCAUUAUUACCGUUGAUACAUGUACAAAGAUUUUAAACAACUGCCAAAUAAAUUCUGGUUGUUUUAUUUGAACAGAUCUGCAUGUAAUGUAGUGUAGUUGACGUGAAGUAAUGGUUGCAGCUCUUAUAGCAUAUAGUCAAACAUUUUUAAUAAGUUUUGUUUGAUAUGACAACAUGUUUAAGGGCUCCGUAAAGAAAUGAGUUUAAAGAGAAGACAUAUUUAUACCAAAAAUGAUGAAUUUAUCGUUUGAAUAUUCAGCUCGUGUGCAUUUUUAUUCAGCUGUGAUGUACAAUGUGACUUGCUUGUAUUUGCUGGACUGUAAAUAAUAUAAGUGAAGCUUAAAUAAUAGUUGGCUUUUAUUUUAAAAUGGUCCUACAAAGAUUUACUGAAAAAAAUAUGUCCUUCCAUUGUUACCAUUUUCCAGUGAUUUGACCGACCAUUUGCUAUCAUUCAACUGCAUGUGGUGUAUAUGGUGGCACAACAUUCAGUUUAUGUCAUUCAAACCAAAGUGGAUGAUAUUGAAUGGUCACAUAGUAGGAGGGUUGACUGUGUAUCAUGUACAUGUAGAUACAUUCACCACUUGAUAACAUACAUUGCAGACUUACAUAGUUUAUCAUUCAAAACCAGAGUGAAUGAUACUGAAUGGUCACAUAGUAGGAGGGUUGACUGUGUACUGUGUAGAUAGUCUCCACAUGAUAUGAUAUUGCAGGCCGGCAUGCUCAAAAAUCAUAGUGGUUGAUAUUGAAUGGUCACACAGUAGGAGGGAUAAAUAUUAAAAUAACUGACCAUUAUCAAUCCAUUCACAAAGGAAGUGUUAUAAGAAAGUUGUUAAGAGCUUGGUGCACUAUUUUGUACCAAAGGUUUAGCAAAUAUUCUAGGAAUUUGGUCAUAAAAAUGCCAUGGAACAAAUUUCAAAAAAGGAAUAAUUGUAUCAUUGUUUCUCAAUUAAAUUUGCUUCAAAUAAUUGAUUUUUUUUUUACAAAUGGAUUAACCAAUUUGGAUAUAUAUAUUUGUGGGAACGAUUUGAAACCUGUGAAAAAAGUAGAAAUAGUUUUUUAGAAAUUAGUAAUGAUUACAAUUUCAGAGAUACAAAUGAAAUCCAAACUGUGUGCAUUUUAAUUUAGCUUAAUUAAUAAGAAUAAGAGAUUUGUGUAAUUGUUUUGACUCGCUGAUAAGGAGCUGUACAGACACGAGGUACAGGGUGUUUAUUAUUCAGGAUCAAGUAUUUGUUAUACAUGUACACUUUGUCUGCGAAUAAACCAUCUUGCCUUGACUCAGGAAA